Molecule: messenger RNA, 13515 nt
Organism: Ahaetulla prasina
Lineage: Eukaryota; Metazoa; Chordata; Lepidosauria; Squamata; Colubridae
Product: zinc finger protein 318-like
Exons: 10
Coding region: 761-7372 (2203 amino acids)
Biological process (GO): negative regulation of DNA-templated transcription; positive regulation of DNA-templated transcription
Cellular component (GO): nucleoplasm
Molecular function (GO): zinc ion binding; nucleic acid binding
Source: RefSeq, a predicted model, not a curated record
CUAUAGCAGUAGGGAAAGCAAUUUGAGGACUCGGUGCAAAAGAGCCCUUUGUAUACCCUAUAGAGGAGGGCCUCGAUAAAUAAGAUUGCCCACUCAAAAUUUUUCAAUCACUAGUUGGAAAUUUUGUUACAGGAGAGUAAGUCUGUCACAGGGAUUACAGUAAAUAUAAAUUUUCUACUGUAGGCCAACAGAAUUCACAUUCGUUUUAUGCAGUUGAAUUCUGCAAAAUUGUUUCUGUGAAUACUUGCAGAGUUGAGAGACCCACUUGCAGGUGACAGUAUCGAGAAACAAACACGGUUACGGUUCCAAGUGGGAAGUUUGCUUGCCUGCAGAAUUUACCCCAUUAACUUAAGCGCAACUUAAGCGCUAUCCCCAGUUGCGAUACGGUUUCUGCGGACCGAAACGCCACUUGAAUAAAUGCGUCGGCCUUUAAGGCGCCACGAGGGUCUACCACCUUCUUACAAAGCGAGGGAGACGCUCCCUUUCCGAGGAACCGAGCGGCGAGCUCCUCCAUCAUUGCGCAAGCCAAGUGAGCGCCAUCCGCGGCGCGCGCUCGGAUUGCAGAUCUCGCGGCGCCUUGUUCACGCGACUCGCACUCUUUUUCCCGCCAUCUUGAAAAGAUGCACGCAGGAAGCUUCCGGACCUUUGGCAUGCGCCCGGUGCGCAUGCGCGUUCCGCGCGGGGUGGUCAAGCGAGAGAGGGAAUAAAAGGGCGAACGAGAGAGGGGCCGGAGGCCUCGGGAGUGUUUUUAUGCCGCCGCAUGAUGUACCGUCCCGGUUGCGGCCGCUCGAGCAUGAUCCCCUCCAGCCGGCCCAAAGAGAACAGCAGCAGCUCAGGCUCUCGAUGUUCCCGGUCCGGUGCGUCCACCAAUCCGACCACCGGGUCAAGUCGAGGCCGUAGCCCGCGCCGCUCCCGUUCUCCGUCUCCACGGGGCCGCCGCCACCACCGCUCGCCGUCCAGCGGUCGCCCUCCGCGUCGCUCGCCAUCCCCCCGUCGCAGUAGCAGGAGACAUUCCCCGGGUCCACACUCACGCUCCCCGGGUCGGCGCUCACGUUCUCCAGGUCGGCGCUCACGUUCUCCACGUCGGCGUUCUAGAAGUCGACACUCUGAAUCUUCAGUGGAACAGAAUUUGCGGAUCACUGUUGGCAAUGAUCGUUAUGGUAUUGAUACACCUGAGAGAAAGAGAUUAUGUGAUAGACUGGGCUCACCAGUUGAUAGCCUGAGUGAUAUGGAUAGGGAUGAUUUGGCUGAUGGACCAAUAUUUAGCAGAAGCCUUUUACGUCGUCGGAGCCUUGACAGAUAUCCUUCUCGUGAGGAAAAUCAGGCUAGUCCUUUCAGUAGGAGACAUGAUGAGGACUAUCACAAUAGGGAUGUUUUCCUCCAUCAAUCAGACUAUAGCAUGAACUAUGAGGAGAGAAAAAGAACUGAUUCAAGAGAAACUGAUAGGGAAGGUGAACUACAUAGAAAAUCCUUAUAUGCAUUGGACGAUAGAGGGCGGGACCCAAAACGACCUCGAUAUGACAGAAAUGACAGAUUACUUGAUAUGAACAUGGAACAACAGGGUUUCUUGUCAGGAACACGAAAGUACCGUAAACGAAGUUUUAGUAGAAGUCCAAGUCCAACAUAUCUCAAUGAAGAUUUUCGCGAACUUGAAAGUGCUAGAAGGAAAAGAAAAGAAGAGGAACUGAGCAGAAAUCUGAGUCGGGAACUAUCUGGCGAUAGCUAUGCGAUGACUGGUUCAACUAAUUCAACGAAAUCUUCUGAACCUCAGUACCUUUAUAGACCUGAUGAGGCACCAGCAAUGCCCAAAAAAUCUAUUUUGAAGAAACGUGUGGAAGAUCAUUCAGUACAGCCUGAAGUCUUUUCUAGCAGUUCUUCCUCUAUUAAAGAGCCCCCACUUCUUUCAAAUCAUUCUUCUUUGCCCCAGCAUAGUAGUGUUGCUCCUUUUUCAUUGGAGGUAGAGAAUUUCCUCAAACAAUUCAACAAAAGUGCAGUUGCAGAGUCUACCAGUAAGGAAACUCAAGGCAGUGAGCCUGACUGGAGGCCAUUUUCUGGUUCACAUCAAAAUACACUUCCUGCUGAACAAAACUCUGAAAAUUUUUUAAAACAAAAAGAGCCUCAUGAGUCAACAUCAGAGUCUGUUGACCACCCUGGUGAUUUCCUGCUUCCUCAUGAAAGAGCCAGCCAGGAUGGAAGUGGCUUUUCACGUAUUCUGGGCAUUUUGGGGGCUAUGGCAGAUUCUAAUAAUACGGAAGAAAAAAAAAGGAACAGUUUUCCUGAUGACCUUGAGGAUGAAGAGAAAUUUCUUUAUGGUGAUGAUGAUGAUAAUGAUUGUAAUACCAGCUCUCCAUCUACUCAAAAACUAACAUUGAGUGAUGGGAAGGAAUCUGUAAGCCAAAAAGUAGGUUCUCUACCUCCUUCAUCUGUAAAACCAGAAUCAUUAAAUGAAUCCAGACCAGAGUAUGAGAAGAUUCACAAUUUGCUUAAAACUAUUGGUCUUGACAUUGGGGUGACCGAAAUAGGUAAACUUGCUGCUCGUACUCAGGAACGUCUUCAUGGGAAAAAAUCAUCUCGUUCACCUGAUCGUUAUUCAGGAGCUUCUUCCAAACCAGAAACGUGGGAGAGGCGUCGCAAUCGCAGUGAAACUUAUUCUCCAGAAUCAAACCAGAAGCACACUCUCUCACCUACUGCUUCUUAUUCAUUAUCUAAAGUUAUACCCUCUGUUACAAAAUCGGACCACAAUACAAGCAAAAUGUUAGGAAGAGAUAAUCCUGUUGACACAGUUGAGCAAUCUGUUCCUCCACUAUCUCUAAUUCCAUCAGCUCCACCAUCUCUUCCUAAUUUGACACCUACACCCACCUCUGUUUCCCAAUACAGACUUUCACCCUUUUCACCUUUUCCUACACCACAAUUACCACAAAACUAUCCUCCUCCCACAAUGGCUCCUCCUGGCUAUGAUGCAUAUGGACACUACAUGGCUUAUGCAGCUUCAGGCUGGCCCAUGUAUGCUCAGCAGACUGACCCUGGGCUUACAGAUAUGCAUGGGCUUGUCACACUAUCAGUGCCACCAAAUCCAACACGGCCCAAUCUUAGAGUUAUUGAGACAGUUUCCACAUCCAAAGGGACUCCUGAUCUCAAAAGAGAUGACUCUGUGCUUGUGCAAAUCCCCACAGUAGCUCCUUAUUCAAAAUUACAUUCUCCGUUCUCUCAACCUUCACUAAGAGGUUCCAAGGAAAGAAUGUCUGAUGAAAAAAAUCGAGCUUCUAGGAAACAAAAGGUAGUAGAGGAAAUUGAGAAGUUGAAAGCUGAACAAGAAGCACGGCAAAAAAAACUACAUUAUCUCAGAGCUGAAUUAAACAGACUUUCGAAACAACAAGGGGAAUUGCUGCGGAAGAAACGGAGGGAGAAGGAUGGACAUAAAGACCCUUUGCUAAUAGAAGUAAACCGACUGCAAGACAACAUUGCAAAGGAAAUAGCUCAGCUGAAGAUGAAUGCUGAUGCUGCAGAGAAGAAACAAUCUGAACUUGACAAGGUAGCCCAGAUCCUGGGGAUUAAUAUUUCUGAGAAAUCCCGGAAACUAUCUUCAGAAAGUAAAGACUCUUCAGAAAACGCAAGGAUUCAGGAGAAAACUUCUGAUCUAAUCAAGGAAUCAAAAACUAAUAGUGACAGAAUCAAGGGAAAAAGUCCUAAGCCUAUGGAAUCUUCUUCACAACCAUUGCAAGGGACCAGUAUUUAUGACUACUAUGAUACAGGGAACCAUUGGUGUAAAGAUUGCAAUACUACCUGUGGAACUAUGUUUGAUUUCUUCACACAUAUGCAUAAUAAGAAACAUAGACAGACCCUGGAUCCAUAUAACAGACCCUGGGCAGCAAAGACGCAAAAUGAAACAAAGCAGGAAGUCACCAAACGAAUUGACAAAAUACCUGUCCCAGCCAAAGGUUCUGAAUUUCUUAUCCCAGUCACUGGAUAUUACUGCCAACUCUGCAGUGAAUUCUUUGGAGACCAGAUAUCAGCAGAACAACAUGUCAAAAGUCAUCUACAUAAUGAGAAAUAUAAGAAACAUGUGGAUGAGAAUCCUCUCUAUGAAGAAAGACGGAAUCUGGAUCAUCAGGCAGGAUUGUCUGUGAUUCAGGAAACUGAACGCAGGCUGAGACGGAAACUGUGUGAAAAACAAAAAGAGGAAAAAGAUGAGAAGACAACAAAAACAGUAAAGAAAGAAGAAAUAAAGAAUAUAAAAGAACUUGGAGAGGAGAAUAAUGAAUAUGAAAUUAGUAAAAAGAAAGAAAUCUCUAAUGGUGAAAAAUGUGGGAUUCAACUUAAAUUGAAGAAAGAUGACAAAGAAAUGGAGAAGGAAGAGAGAAAAGAGGAAUCUGAAAAGGAGUCAAAACUAACCACUUUUGGAAAAUUCAGUUGGAGAAAGAGUGAGAGAGAUGAAAAAAAUCAGGGGAAAGAUACAGCUGGUUUUAAAGAAGAGAGCCCUGAGGAAGGUAAAGAAAGUAAGUCCCAAUCUGGAAAGCAAAAUUCAAAGCCCAUUGCAAUUAAGUUAUCUGGAAAAACCGUCAUUCCACAUACAAGCCCCUGGACACCAGUUGUUUCAACUUCCUCGCAAACCAAAAUCCGCCCCAAUUUACCAAUCCCAGUGAUGGUUCUAAGGAAGACUGCAGUUACAACAGUAAGCAAGCCAGCACCCCUAAAUACUUUUUUGUCGAUAAAAUCUUCUGGCACCACUGCCAAACCUCUGCCGGUUGUCAAAGAGGGAAAUCCAGACAUUGUUUUGGCACCAGAUAUUAUAUCAAAAGCAUUUGGGGGAGAAGUAGUAGUUUUAAAGGGAUCACAGGAGGAUAUAAAAGAUACAAAGGAAGAAGCAGAGGAAGGCAAGCAUGAAAGUGAGGCAAAGGCCGUGGAACAUGCAAAUGUAACGAAGGCCCAGGAGCAUGCAGAGGUGGUGGCAAAAGCUCAGGCAAAAGCCAGGGAGCUUGCAGCAAUGGUGAAAGAACAAGAUGUCUCGCAUGUGACAAAAGGAACUGAGCAAUCUCUUGAGAGGCCACAUAGGCGCCCUCCUCUACUGCCACUGCCUCCAGGACCACCAUUGUCACUAUCUGUACCACAGCCACCACCAAUAGUAUUUGCUCCUCAACCCCCUCCGCCACCAAAACAACUGGUUAUCCUGGCAGAUGAUAUGGCACCCGGUGUAUCUGAGGAUGAUAAGAACAUAUUGGAAAUGCCCAUGUGUCCUCGCCCCUUGCCACCGCCAACUGUUUUUGGGGAGCAUGUUAAAAAAUUAAAGAAAAAUAACUCUUCUCUGGCUGCAGGCAAUGCUAAAGAUCUGUAUGACAUUUUUUACAACAGUAGUGGAAGGAAUCCAGCAGAAAGCAAGCUAGUGAAUUCUGCAAUUUCAGAAAAAGGAAAAUUGAAUCCUACCGAGAAGGAGAAAAAUACAAGUCUACAGGUAAAUUCCAAGCCAAGUUGUAAUCCUUUUUCAGAAGAAUCUCUUUGCAGUGUGUACACUUCCUCGUCUAGGAACUCAGAAACAGAGGAAGUAAAAGAUGAGAAAAUGAUGACAACUGAUGAAAUUACUGAACUCAAAACCAGUGUGGAGAGGGACCUAGAAAAUGUCUCCUUUUCAGAUAUACAGUCUACAUUGUCAGAAGCAGAUGAUUUAGCAAGAAGUACCUCUUAUCCAUUCCAUAAUGAGGAAGAAGUGGGAAUUCCUGUUCCAUCUGAAUUUAACAAGAAAUCAUCUAAACUUGAAAAAAAUGAGUUAGCUGUGCAGAUAGAAAAAAUGAGCCCUCUUCCUUUGGAUGACUUUAAUGAGCUAUCUGCCAGCCUUGAGACAGCAGAACAUGACAUUUCUAAUGAUGAGACUGUCACACAAUUCUCAGAAAUCUCUAAGGAUCUUCCGGAAACUAUAUCUGAUUCUGUGCAAAAUGACAGUUAUUCUAUAGAAUUACCAAUUGAUCUAAAACUAGACACUAAGGAAUGCAAUGGUGGGGAAAGUCCUCAGCCUUCAGAAGUCCAGUAUUCAGAUUCAGAGCUAAAUAAAGUUGAAUUAGACUCUUUCCUUACAAACAAUGAACAAGAGGAUUUGAAUGGUUCUCAGUUAAAAGAUGGUGAGGAUUUCAGUGUAGUUAAUGUUCUAGAAUCUGAAGAGAUUACAAAUGAGAACUUUGUUAAUGUAACAGCAAUAAUUACCACAGAAGAGAAACAUGAACAAAUCAGUCCAUUCCCACUAAGCUAUGAAACCAAGGAACUCCAAGUGGAAAAAACAGAAGUGUUGGAUAGUAUUUCUUCUACAAAUGAAAUUAAACCUAAUUAUGUGGAAUUCAUGUUUAUAAAACAUGAUACACAAACAUUUUCUGCCUCUGAUUUGGAAUUAAGUGGCACUGAAGAAAGAACAGCUGUAGAAACAGAAAGUACUGAUUUUUCAACACUUCAGCCAGAAAUGAGUCAAGAAUCACUAGAUCCUCUUCCAACAGAAAUCCGUAUUGGGCAUCUUGGAGAGGUGACUCUUUCCUUCACAGAUUUGAAUACUGAAGUAUUGAAUACCUCAACAGCUGAUAAUUUUGACUUAAACAAUACAUAUCCAGAACUUAGUUUUGAACAGUCUACUACUUUUUCCCUGGAUUUGGAAAAUAAAGGAAUCUCCCCAAAAUCUGAUGAAACAAAGGCUAUGGACUCUCCCAGCCUGAAACCAAAUUUGGAAUUAGAACCCAUUGAUUUCACUCUGGGAAAUAUUACAGUGGAACAUGAAGUGGUGGAUAUUCUGCCAACUGUAAUUUUAAAUGAGGAGAAUGCAGAGAGUCCAAAGUUAGAAGUGGUUGCACCUAUUUGUUUAGAGUCCAGCAAAAUGAGCGAGUUGGACACUGACCAACCAGUGCUUGAAUCUGAGAUAAUUAAUUUUGUUGCAUUUACCUCUGAUGAUCAAGAGGAUAAAUUUUGCUCAGUAAUUUCAGAUGCAGCACAUGUGGUGUCUUCUGCAUCAAAGGGUGACAUGACAGAAGUAAGUAUGCCCCUUGAUCAAUUGCAGGAUAUGUCUUCUGUUUCCAUGCCCCAACCCCCAUUUAGUAGCAAAGGAGACACUUCUGAUAAGCUGUUGUGGAGCUGUGGUGGGGAAAAUGUACAAAACCAAACUGUGACAUGCAUGGAAUCCAUCCUUCCAAAACUAAUGGAAUCUGGAGAAGUGGGGGGUUCAGGUGACAGUGAAUUGUACAGUCUCAAGAAUCAGAUGCAGACAUCCAUAGAUAAACUAACAAUGACAGAGGAAGAAAAGAAUGAUGAUAAAUGUGAAGUUAAAAAUAAAUUGGCUUCAGAAGUAACUGACAAAUCUGCAGAGCACCUGGUAAGUACAGACAAAAUUGUUCCAAAUCUUUAAGCAACAAUUGUUGAAAUUUUGUAAAUAUAAUACUUUAGUUUAAUAAGUUGAAAAUUUAUAACUUGCAAUAGUCUUUUGUCAAAAAAAAAUCUAAAAUUCUGACUAAAAUGUAAACUGUAUUGUAUAUAUCUGAUUGUGUAAAAUAUUUCUUUUUCAGUCUUGGACUUCCAGCCAUUAAAAAUGGAUUUCUCAUCCGUAGUAUGUGUUUCGGCUAUGGUUUGUUUGUUUUUUUAAUUAUUAUUUCUGUAAAACUGUGACUACUUUUUACAUUUUUCUUUGACUUUUUAUGGUUUCUGAUUUAUACAGCUUUUGUAAAUAACAUUCCAAGGUGCAACACUGACAAGCGCAAGGACAGGUGUUCAGGACUUGAGAAAAAAAAGAAGGCUCUUGCUGAAGCAUUUAAGCAGAAAGUUUCUUUGAAACAUUUUGCAUGUUUCAUUGCACAAAAUGUAAAAUGCAUGAAAAGUGUUCUGCAUUUUUCAUCAUGCAGAAGAUUGUUCUGCAUUUUUCUCUUGUUAUUAUCUUGUUGAACUACACCUGUAAUCAAGACUGUGAUGCCAUAUUGUAUAAAAUCCUGUGUGGAUGCCAUCUCACUGAGCAAAGGAGAAAUAUCUAUCAACUCACUUUUGGAGAAAGAAACUCUUUGGUAAGGCUGUGGCCCAUCAAUUGGACUCUGCAUAUUGAGGUCACUUGCAUGAUUUAAAAAUCACAUUUUAUUUUACUACAUUGUGGUACAGUAACUGUUUGUGUUAAAUUGUUUAGCAGCUGCCUAACUCAGAAGAAAUGGAAGAUCUGAAUUUUGCUCUCUGGAUUGGAUUUCCAUCAUAUAACCAGACAUUACAUGCCUGAAUGAAUCCCUGAGCUACAAAAAUACUGUUGUGUGAAGGUUUUCAGUUAUACAACUUGUCAAGAAACGCAGUGAUGUUUGCAUGGAUUUAUCUAAAAGGUUAUAUCUGUAAAUCUAAAAUAAACCCAUGAUGAUCUGCGACAUUAUAAAUACUACUUCUGUGUCUUUUUUAUGUCUACUUCUAUAAAUAGUGUUUGGAUUCUGUGGUUGAGAUAAAGCUGAUGAAAAUCUUCCUUACGUUUUUCAUCUUUCAAAUUCAUCCGAUCAGCUUCUUAAGAGAAAACAUUGUUUAAACAUUGCAAAGAAUUAUAUACUUUCCGUUUUAAAAUAAAACUUUAAAAGUAAAUUUGCUUUGAAUUUUAAAUAUACUGGUUCAUCAUAAAAGAUCAGUGUGGAUAGGAGAUAUGAAAUACCUUGUAAAUACAAGAAAAAAUAUACAUCAGUGGAAAUAAAAUGGCAAUAUUAGAAAUAAUUUCUUGUGAAUGUAUAAUCCCCUAAAUUAUGAAAUGUUACUAAAUCUACAGUUCUUUAUUAACAACUUUCUUUUUGUCUUGACUCCUGGUACCAACAUGGAUAAGUCUUUGUAGUUUUCAUAGCAACAUUUUUGAAAAAUGAUUUGCCAUUGACCUAUUCCUAGGGCUAAGAGAGAAAGACUGGCCCAAAGUCUCCUAGCUGGCUUUAUGCCUAAAGAAUUCAUAGUUUCGUAAUUUCAAGACCAAGGAGAAUUUAGACUCCCAGUUAGCCACCUGGGGUGAUCAAAAUAGCACAUGGUAACCAACGAUAGAAAUUAUCAGAUGUAGGAUAGCAUAAAGUCAGAAAUAUAGCUAAGAUGUAAUUGUCUGUUUGCCUCAAGGUAACUAGGAAUUACGUGGCCAGCUCUAUUGGUUUAAUUGUUCAAUUGUUGAACUUGUCUGAAUAAAAUGUAUUCAUCUAAUAAAAUUUAUAUAUCCUGCUCAAUCCAGCAAGAUUCAAAAUAAUUUAUAAAUUAUAAUAAUGUAGCAAUAAUGAUAGCAAAACAAAAUUACAACAUCAAGAGAUGCUAUGGCUUGCACCCCACAUACUAGAUCAACUUGUUAAGCAUGCAAUGUCAAUAAUUAAAGGGAUGUACUGUUCAUCUUUCACUGUUUUGUUGCAUACUGCUGAUGAUUUAAGGCAGGAUGUCAAACUCAUGGACUCAUGUUGUUGUCACAUAUCGUGACUUUUUUCUCCUUUGCUAAACUGGGGGUGGCCGUGGUUAGUGCAUGAUGUAUCUGUGCCACAAGUUUGACACCCCUGGUUUAAGGGGUUGAGAAGCAACUUUAAUAUAAAAUGUUAUUCUAAUAUAAUUAUUACAUUCCCUAGCAUUGUCCUACCAAGGUACUAAAUGUACAGUCUUCCUUCUCCCUUCAGUAACUUUUUGUAACUUUUGCAAUAAGGCUCUGAAGCAUAUUAGAUUAAGAGAUGGCAACUGGCCCAAGGCUAGGCAUUGAGCUUUAUAGGGCCGUGAUGGUGAACCUAUGGGACACGUGCUACAGGUGGCACUUGUAGCCAUAUUGGUGGGCACGUGAGCUCAGCUCCAGCUAAUUUUCGGGCCUUUUUGGCAUACCAGAAGUAGGGAAACAGGCUGUUUCCUGCCUCCAGAGAACCUUGGGGGGUGUUGGAGAAGGCUUAUUUUUCUCUCUCCCCAGCCUCCAGAGCCUUUCUAGGAGUUUGGGGAGGGCGAAAACGGCCUUCCCCACCCCCUGGAGCUCCUCCAGGUGGGACAGGAAGUUGGCAAACGGGAUGUUUUUGGUCUCCGGACAGCCUCCGGAGGCCGUUUCCGCCCUCCCCAGACUCCUAGAAAGGCUCUGGAGGCUGGGGAGACCAAAAAACAGACCCAACGUGCCAUCGUGUGCCAGGAGCGGGGGGCCCACGUAGAAUUAUGGGUGUAGGCACGCAUGGGUGUAAUACCCACCCACCCGCUCCUGGCACGGGAUGGCAAAAAGGUUGGCCAUCACUGUUUUGGGGUCUCCUCAGUCUCAGUCCAGGACUAUAUUCAUUACAUAACAUCAGGUCUCAUAAUUUCUCUUAUUCUGGAUCAGGUUAUUUUAGCAAUCUCUCUUCAAUAUACAACAAAGCCCACUCAUUAACCUUUACAAAAGUCAUUAAGGUUUUGCUGCCUCCCCAUGCACUUGAGUGGGAGUCCCCGUUUUGUUGUAUGUUUGGUAGCCAUUUUAUAGUUUGUAUUUAUAUAUAGUCUAGUUUUUGUUUUAUGGGUGUUUUUUAUUUAUUGUAUGCUUUUAUUAUUUAUGAGUUGGGAGGCCUUAUACAUCUUAAAAAUAAAUAAUCCUGGCUAAGGUCUCUCAAGAUUCUGGGUAGAAUUCCUACGCAUUCUAUUAUAUAUUAUAAACAAGCAAGCAAGCUAGCUUCAAGAGGAAAACCAUCAUCCUUUAGUCCAUAAACCAGGGAUGAGUAUAGUUAUAAAGAAGUAUGGAUAAUAAGCAGUAACUGCAGAUAUAAGGGUCAAUGAGAAAAAACUAGAAAUUUGUAAAUAUGAAAUACCUUCAAAUGGACAAGCAAAUGUGGAAAAAAAUAGUGUUGGUGGCAAUUGGUGCUAUAUCAAAAGAUUUGAGAAAGUGAUUGGAUACAAUAUGACUGGACAGAAUCUCAGCUUAUCAAGUACAAAAAAGUAACAUUACUUGGAAGAGUACAUAUAUUGAACAAAAUCUAGAUCCUUGGGAAGUAUUCAAUAGUUAAAAGUAUCAAGUAUGAUCAGAACCAUUGACUUAGACUACUUGUAAACAUUUAAACUACAAUUCUGUUGACAUCACAAUCAACAUUAUUUACAAACAUUGUUGAUUGUGAUGUCAACAGAAUUGUAGUUUAAACAUUUACAAGUAGCCUAAAUCAAUUAGUAUUGAAAACAUGACAGAUUUGAUUCAGCAUUUAAUCGAUAAGCUAAUAUUUAAUAAUUGGAAGAUAUUAACUUUGUAUGCUAAUGAAGAAUGUGUGAAAUUGUAUAACAGGACAAUCUUUAAAAUGUUUUAGAAACUUCCAAGAACAAUGCAAAAGAGAAAUUAUUGCUGUCUAUUUGGGUAAGAACUGUGAUUUUACAGAUAAUUUCUUGCAUUUAAGAAUAUUUCUUUUGAAUGUUGAAAAUUUGCAGGGAGGGACUCUUGCUUUAAAUAUCUUAACAGAAAUGAAUGUAACUGCUUAAAAUUCUUUAGCCCAUUUUUUUCAAAAUAGUUCUAGUGGCUGACUUCAAACAGGUGUUUCAAGAUCACAUUUUCUCACAUGGAAUCUGGAUUAUACUUUUCUGUAAAUUCAAUCUUGUAUGACCUUAACUUUCAAAGUAACUAAACAUGAAAUGAAGUGGAGAAAUCUUUUCCUCUUUCAUUCAUCUUGCACACAUUCAACUUGAGCAGCUAAAGCAAAAUGUUACCCCUCUGACAGCCAGCUUCAGCUACUUAUACCUUUCUCCUUUAUUGAAGUGGUUGAAGGUGCUAAUUCCCCAAGGCCUGGCUUAAGGCACUGUUCAUAUUUUCCAAAGUGAAAAACCGCAGGAAGGCUCAGCUUCCAGAAAGUGAAGGGUGAAGGGCUCAUUAUCCACAUUCUGGAGGGAUUACCGUGACAAACUGAUUUCCCUCGUUAUUUUAAGUGUUAGGUCAGGUUGCAAAUACUUUUAGAAUGUGCAAACAUGAUCACGGAGAUCUGCCACAAAUGACAAGAUACACAUAGGCAGUGUUACUAAUGUCACACAGUUUCAAGCAACAGAUAUAUCUAUACUUCUAACUUCUUUGGAACAUUGUAGAAGAUCAGGCUUUACUUGAGGCAUCUCACUGUGAACUCUUAUUCUUACUUAUUCUUUCUGGACCAUUAUUGUUUUCUUGGAUUGAGCCUGCUGCAUGAUUGUGUUAUGGAAAAUCCUAUUAUGGAAAAUAAAUUCUGUACAAUGGUAUCGCUCAUCCUAUAUAGUGUUUUGAGAGAGGGAGAACUUUACAAAAUAAUGGUAGCUGGUACUAAAUCUCUACAUGCUGUGUUACAUGCUGGGAAAAAAUAUCAAGCUAUAUGCAUAUCAGUCUUCAUGUUAACAAUGUUAUUACUAUUCAACAGGGUAAACACCUAUGCUUGAGAAACUCUUAGAAGUGCGUAACAAUCAACUGGUUGAAAAUCACUGUAAAUUGGAAAAAAAAUAGCUGAAGAAAUGCACAUCAGAAGUCCUAUAUUACCCACUGAAGUAAUGAACGUCUAAAAUAUGAUUUCUCCCCCAAACAUUUUUAAAUUUUCACAGUAAUAAUUCAAAAUAUAAGAAGCUCAGGUUUCCAAGGCAAUUUGACAAAUCCGUAUUCUGAUGAAUAUGAGCAUAAAUACAUAAUUUUUCUGUACUGAAACUAUACUGGAAACUUGUUUUCUUCAUCAGUUUGUAUUUAUAUUUCUCUACAUUUUGUAGAAAAUUAGAUAUUGAAAGGAUUGUAGAAGUAAGAAAAAUCUUUGAAGCAGUUAUGGAAUGUCAUGCUCAGAUUGUUCAUUUUUAUCAUAGUAUGUGCAUUUAAAUGCAUUUAAACUUCCAUCAAUCUCAGUAAUUGAAAUUCAUUUUUUUUAAUUCAGAGAACUAGAUUGAUGAAUCAUCCUUUUUAGUUAGUAGCAAUAAUGUUUCAUAAUUAAUAUAAGGUAAUUUUUGUUUUGGUUGAAAUUUUCCUCUCAGUCUCAGACAUAAAUAUAGCAGCUUUAAUAUUUAUUUUUAUUAAUUAUUAUUUAAACUUUUAUUCUGCCCAUCUCACUAAGCUAAUAAUAUAGUAAUAGAACUGUGUAUGUGUAUGUAAAAACGUUUUAGAAAGUCAUUGCAAUAAAACACAUUGAUAUUGCUAAUUCUGUGGAAUUUAGCAGUAACUCAUGGAACUGAAUAUACUUAACUAUCAGAUUCAUAAUCUUAAAAUAAUUCUGUGGAUUAUCUGUGUGGAUCAGAUAAUUCAGAUCUGAACCUUCAGACAAGAUCAUUUGUAGGGAUAGAUGAUGGGACUUCAGCCUAAAUUGAAGGUAAGUUCAAUUAAGGUCAAUUUGAAUAAAUACUUCAGAUAAUAACAUUCAUACCAUAGUAUCUGCUUUUCUUUUAAUCUUAUGUUGAUCUGUGAGAGGUUAUAUUCAGUAAAAUUCUGCUUCUAUGUAAGACAUAGCUGUGGUGAAAGCAACACAUUAGUUUUUCAAGAACUUUUAUAGGACUAACGAAUUGAAAGAAUUGUAGGACCAUGAGAAACCUUUACCUUGCCUGGCACUGACUGACAGACUAGACACACACACACACACACACACACACACACACACACGAAAGAAAGAAAGA